UUCCCUUCUAGACACUACCGUGCUCUGCCACCAGAAGUGUGUGAAGGAACAAACUGAGCAGUAAACAACAGAUCGACUAUCAGUGGAUCAACUAUAACCGCUAAACUGACGGAUUAACGCCGUUGAAGGAUAUUAUUUAAUCAAGAGUAACAGUCAAGGAUGGACUGCUGAUACUUUCUACUCUGUAUAUAUACUGAAACAAUCAGCUUUACAAUGUCAGCUGACGGGGAGCUCAACACUGAAGGCGCUGACGACAACAAACUGGUCAGACCAAAGGUGGAGUUCCAAACUUUACUGCAAGAUGCCGGCGCCACUAAAGAUGUUUUCACCAUGAAGGAGGUGAUGUUCUACCUGGGUCAGUACAUCAUCCAGAAGCAGCUGUACGACCAGAAGCAGCAGCACAUCGUCCACUGCUCCCAGGAUGCACUGGGGCGGUUGCUGGGAGUCGACAGCUUCUCUGUAAAAGAGCCACGAGUUCUGUUUGCUAUGAUCACCAAGAACCUGGUGGCCGUGAAGAACCAAGAUUCACAGACAAGCUUGAGUGAACCACACAGCGACAGUCAGACAGAAAAAGGGACAGAGGAGGCAGAUUCAGAAAGCCGCUCUUCAUCGCCAGAGAGGAGGGGGAGGCGAAGGAGGAGGAGGAGAAGAAGCUGCAGGAGCAGUGACCCAGGGCCCUCCGACAGUUUAGAGGCCGAUGAAGAGGAGGAGGAGUCGGGGGAGGAAGAGGAAGGAGAAGGAGGUAGAAAGAGGAGGAGGUCCGACAGCUACUCCCUGACCUUUGAUGACAGCCUGUCGUGGUGUGUGAUUGGAGGACUGGCGACCGUACGGGACAGACCCAGCAGCCAAUCAUCCGACUCACACAGCACAUCCGGGAGGUCAGAGGUCACGGUUGCAGCCUCAGACUCAGACAGCGACAACUUCAGCGUUGAAUUUGAAGUUGAGUCCAUCGACUCUGACGACUACAAUGAAGAUGAUGCCGAUGCCACUUUGUCUGCAGAUGACCAGGUGUACGAGGUCACCAUAUUUGAGGCAGAGGACAACGACUCCUUUGAUGAAGACACCGAGAUCACUGAAGCCGACUACUGGCGGUGUUCGAAGUGUGACGAGCUGAACCCACCUCUCCCCAGAAACUGUCUUCGCUGCUGGACGCUGCGCCAGGAUUGGCUGUCGGAGGUGUCCCUCGAUAUAACGAAGCCCGCCUCCUCCAGUCCUAAAGCCCUGCCGCUGAAGCCAAGCGACCAAUCAGCAGCCAAAGAAUCUCCAGGUUCUGAUGUCGAAGAGAAUGAAGGAGUCGACGUCCCAGAUGGGAAAAGAGCGAAAACUCCUCUCCUGUCACAGAGCCUGUCGGACUCUGCUCUCUCUGGUCCGGACUCCCAGGACCUCCUCUCCUCCUCCCAGUCUUCCUCCUCCCAGCAGAAGCUCUGGACUGCCGACUCCCAGCCCUCCUCCUCCUGCUACUCCUCCAUGGACUCCCAGGAGCUUCUCCCAUCUUCCCCUACAAGUCCUCCACCUCCACUCCCUCCUCCUCCCGUGGUCCCCGAGCUGGAGCGCAGCGUGUCAGCAGAGUGGCGGCUGCCGGACUCGUGUCUGGACCCGUGCCUCAUCUGUCAGUCCCGGCCGAAGAACGGCUGCAUCGUUCACGGACGAACGGGACACCUGAUGGCCUGCUACGUCUGCGCCAGGAAGCUGAAGAAGAGGAACAAGUUGUGUCCGGUGUGCAGGCUGCCGAUCCAGUCAGUCAUCCUCACCUACCUCAGCUGAGACACCCCGUCUGUCCUCACCUCCAUACAGAAUUACAUUGAAUUAUUACCUAAUUUAAAGUAAAUUUUUUAGUUUCACUCAUCUGCCUCUGUCCAUAGGCACAUGUCCGCACUUUCUCUUAGUCUCUGACUCUUUUCAGGAAGCUGGUAUCAGCUGGCGUCAUUCUACAUUUUCUUAUUGUCAAAAAUAAACCAUGAAAAGACCAAAACCAACAAUGUUUUAGUCCAAACUCACGAUACUUUCUGUCUCCUCUGAAGAUGGAAAUCUUUAAAAAUGCUUCCUCAAACAGCCGAGGACUGUAGUUUUAAAGUAAGGCUGACACAAUCUAUUAAUUUGCCUUUUUUCGCAAUUAAUUAUUUUGUCUUGUGAUCGUCAAAUGUCCAGUAUAUGAGAACCGAAUAUGAUGUAUUCAAAUAGCUUGUUUGGUGCGAAAAAUAUUUAUUUCACAGUGACAUAAAACAGGGAAAAGCAGCAAAACAUCAUAUUUGUUUGACUAAAUAUUAGGGCUGCCCAAGACACUACACGCCCACACGUUGUUGGUUUUGGUCUUUUUAUGGGACGUGUUGACAAAAAGAUGAUUCAUCCUUUAAAUGAUACUUAAACCUCAAUGACAAUUAAAUUUUUUUUCAUUCAUAAAAUAGAGACUCUUGGUCUGUUUUCACCUCUUCUUCUCAUCUACUUCAGGUAAACUUACUCAUAUUAAAAAAACAAAAAGGUCACUCCAAAACCUUCCUGUUUUACCCAAAAUUAGAUGAAAUUAUCAACAUCUGCUUCAUAUCUGUUUGAAAGUGAGCAAAUAUAACUUCCAAAAACUAAUUUUACACCAUCUUCUAUUUCUGAAUUUGGGUAAAAAAGCCAAAUCGGGAGUCCCCAAAAUGUUGGAUUGUCCUUUUAAGUCUUGUCUUAACAUCUAGUAACGCUGUUUUUUGUGAUUGGUAACGUUUUAUUUUAUGGGUCUAUAAUUAUAUAUAAACAUUUCCUGGAAAGAAUUCUCUAAUUUGAUAAAUUAAAGGGAAAAAUAGGAAUUUCCUCUAAAGAAAAGUUCUGUUUAAACCCAAAUAAAUAGUUGAGCUAUUAUUGCCAAUUCUACUAAAACACAAAAAACACUUAUUUAUAACCACACUCAUAUAAUAUACUUAUUAAACACUGUAGUCUAUUUUCCCUAUAAUGAAUAACAAAUUACAUAAUUCUUUCCAGGAGACUUUUUGUAAAUAGUUAUGAAAUUAUUCAGAUAUUGUGGACCCAUUAAAUAAAGCUUUACCUUUAAUUUUACAGGUCUGUCAUUUCCUAAUCCUGUCAUUGAAAUUUUCCUGAGGAAAAACAUGUAAUUUGGUUGUUAAAAAAAGAAGGAAUUUCCUGUAAAUUGUCGUUAAUUUAUUGGAAACUUUGUUUGCCGUAUACUUUAUUUUAUUUGUAUGCUUGCCUUGCUGUGUGCACUAACUAAAAGAAUCUCCAGGUUAAAGUUAUACAACAUAUAAUUACCAAAUUACAUCGUUCUUUCCAGGAAACUUCCAGGGAAAUUAUUAGGAAACUACAUCCCAUGAACUGAAGUGUUAUUAUUAGAAGAGACAUCUUCUUUAUUGUCCACUCGCGUGGAAAUCUUUUUUGGCUUCACAUAUUUACUUAUUUAUUAAAUGUUUAUUUAAGCAGAUAGAGACUUUUCUGAGCUCUUUGAAUAAUAAGAUGAAUAUAUGAGAUCUAUAAUAUUUUCUGUUUACGAUUUUCUGUGAACUGAAUAAACUUUAACGUCUGUUGACAUGA
This is a messenger RNA of Sebastes umbrosus (honeycomb rockfish), 3525 nucleotides long. RefSeq names its product MDM2 proto-oncogene (gene mdm2). The coding region runs from base 214 to 1764 and encodes 516 amino acids. Gene Ontology annotation, molecular function: ubiquitin protein ligase activity; identical protein binding. Gene Ontology annotation, cellular component: nucleus. The record is from RefSeq and is a predicted model, not a curated record. The transcript has 13 exons. Gene Ontology annotation, biological process: regulation of cell cycle; negative regulation of apoptotic process. NCBI's taxonomy places the organism in Eukaryota, Metazoa, Chordata, Actinopteri, Perciformes, Sebastidae.